Messenger RNA from Fusarium poae, 573 nucleotides. RefSeq lists its product as uncharacterized. The record is from RefSeq and is a predicted model, not a curated record. The transcript has 4 exons. NCBI's taxonomy places the organism in Eukaryota, Fungi, Ascomycota, Sordariomycetes, Hypocreales, Nectriaceae. Bases 1 to 573 code for a protein of 190 amino acids.
AUGGCCUCAGAUAGCCAGGAUUCAGUUCAAAAUCCGAUCUUUGUUGUCGACGCAGACUCAUUUUCCCAUGGCGACCCGUGGAAAGAGUUUGAGAGUCGCCGGCGAUCCGCAGACCCGACAACAGCGGUUUCCAACCCAGCUCAGUCUCAAACCGACACAGACAUGACGCGUCCUAAGAUAUGUACUGACACGGCCAUCCGUGAUCUAACCGUCAUGGAGAACAUUCUGCGCCGCACGCAGGAGAAUCCAAAACUCCAGUCUCAACCCUGGUCUCAUACUGCAGCUAUUUGCACCUGUGCCCUAUGCAUCUCUGCAGUAGUCGCUCCAUAUAAAGCAGCUGUUAUUUCGGGAGUAGGUGCUUUGAUUGGAGCCGCCACGCUAGCAGUACCUCCAAUUUGGAAGUCUGUCCAGUGCAGCCAUAUACAUGGUGCUUUGUGUAAGGUAAAGCACUUGAAAGAGGCUUUUCAACGGGGCACAGUCAAUCAGGGCAAUCGGCUUGAUCUGGAACCCUCUGAGUUUUCCAAGUUGAAGGGGAUGGUUUCUAAUCAUUCUCGUGAAAUUGGUGAUAGUUAG